AUGACAAGCUAUCUCAACUUGACUGCACAGCAAUUGGCUGCAUUGCUCGCCAUAUACGAUAUAGAUAUUCCUGUUUCCGUUCGAUUUUGGAAUUAUCUCAUAUUGGAUGUUCUUUCAAUAACAUGUGCUCUCGUCAUACUCUACCAUCUUCUCUCUGAUCGAACACUCCGUCAAGCUCCACGCAAUCAUUUCAUCAUUGUCUUGCUCUGUGUUGGACUUAUUUACCAGUCGACAACUGUUCCAUUCAUGCUUCAUUUCUAUCGGGUUGGAUAUUCUUGGAAAAUCACACCAGCUUUUGCCAACUUUUGGACAUUUAUCGACAACUCGUCGUUUACAUCGGUACUAAUAGGUUUUGCUUGGGCCACCAUCGAACGACACAUACUCAUCUUUCAUCACAGCUGGAUGACAACCAAAAGACAGCGUUUCUUUGUUCAUUAUCUUCCUUUCAUGCUGGUGUUGACCUACUGCUACACCUAUUGGUUUUUCAUUGUCUUUUUCGCACCGUGUGUAAGUUUAUUCAUAUUGUCUCCUAUGAACGGUGUUCCAGGCACUUGCACUUUAACUCUGAAGUUUUGGGGAACAUAUGACUCCAUCUUUAAUCAGCUUCUGCCAACGUUCACUAUAAUCCUUGCCAGUGUUGCUCUUCUCAUUCGAGUUUUGUGGCAAAAGAGUCGAUUGAAUCGAUCGAUUCAUUGGGGUCAGCAGCGUAAAAUGACAAUCCAACUAUUGUCCAUCUCACUUCUCUAUUUCGUUUUCAAUCUUCCUCGAUCGAUCGUUCGAGCAAUGGUAUUAAGCGGUGUGUCAGGAUAUAUCUUCAUCAAGUUAAACAGUCAUUUCAUUUAUUUUGCCAUUCAACUGAUCUUUUUCUUUCCGUUCAUCUGCUGUCUGGCAACAUCUGAGCUGAGCAAGAAAUUUAGAAAAUUUCUUGGUAACAACAGUCGCCACAAUACAGUACUGCCACUAAACGAAGUGAAGCUGAGCGUAAACACUCGAAAAGUUUGA
Adineta ricciae is the source of this 1002-nucleotide messenger RNA. NCBI's taxonomy places the organism in Eukaryota, Metazoa, Rotifera, Eurotatoria, Adinetida, Adinetidae. The record is from the annotation of a GenBank genome assembly.